Messenger RNA from Cercopithifilaria johnstoni, 537 nucleotides. Lineage: Eukaryota; Metazoa; Nematoda; Chromadorea; Rhabditida; Onchocercidae. The record is from the annotation of a GenBank genome assembly.
AUGAAGGCACACGAACUGACACAUAACAACAUACGACCAUUCAAAUGUGAACAGUGUGGUAAGAAUUUCACUCGGAAUCAUAGUUUGAAAAAACACGUGAAUAUACACAAAUGUUCGAGUGAAAAGCUGUAUUCUACCUCGAGCAAUCUGAAUCGUAACAAAUCGACGCACGAUGAAGUACGACGAUUCAAAUGUGAAAUUUGCGAUAAAGCAUUUAAAGGGCGUCACUGUCUGAUGCGCCAUAUGAAGACACAUACGGACGAAAAGACAGAGAAGUGCAACUUAUGUGAUAAAGCAUUCAAACAUCGUUCAGCUCUGCAGCGACACAAAUUGACGCACGAAAACGCGCUAUUCGAAUGUAAGCAAUGUGGAAAGAAUUUCACUCGAAUUCAUAAUUUGAAAAAACAUAUGAAUACGCAUAAAAGUUCGAGUGAAAAGCUAUAUUCGACAGUAAGCUCCUUAAUAAAUUCGAUAGCAGAAGAUAUCAUUGACACGGAAAUAUUAAUAAUGGAAAUUCUUGAAUUCACAGGUAUAUGA